Messenger RNA from Daldinia loculata, 1135 nucleotides. Its product is annotated as thioredoxin-domain-containing protein. Lineage: Eukaryota; Fungi; Ascomycota; Sordariomycetes; Xylariales; Hypoxylaceae. The transcript is spliced from 3 exons. Gene Ontology annotation, molecular function: protein-disulfide reductase activity. Bases 253 to 927 code for a protein of 224 amino acids. The record is from RefSeq and is a predicted model, not a curated record.
CACGAAAUAGGGAACUAACAACCUUAUAACAAACGUUGUGUAACAUCUAUAGAUGCCUUACUACAUAAAUGUGGCGUUGGAUGGUACCUAGGUACCUAGAUUGUAGAUCUGGACAGCUUUAUCUCGGCUUUCCGUCAUUAGCCAAAAAGAUCCACUUACAAUCCAUCCAUCCAUCCAUCCAUCAACGAUUCCAGCAACUUCGUUCAGUCUUGUUAACAACACAAAUACACAUCACCAAACGAGAUAGCCAAAAUGACCGUAAAUAUUAGCUCUUCGAGUGAGUGGCAGCGCAUAUUAGGGUCUUCGACCAUCGUGGUCACAGACUUCUACGCCGACUGGUGCGGUCCUUGCAAAGUCAUCGCGCCUACCUUCGAAUCGCUAGCGACGAAAUAUUCCAAGCCUGGCAAGAUCACCUUCUGCAAAGUCAACGUCGAUAGCCAACAAUCCAUCGCCCAGAGCCAUGGAGUGCGCGCGAUGCCGACCUUCCUCAUCUUCAAGAACGGUUCCGUUAUCGAAACGAUCCAGGGCGCGAACCCUCCAGCCCUGACUUCCGCCGUCGAGAAGGCUGUCAAGUUGGCCACCGUGACUGUACCGGGCGCAUCUUUCACUUCACCCGGAAGAACACUGGGAGGCAGCUCGUCUUAUUCUAGCACACCAGCGAGGCGAGGUGGUCAGUCGCUAGGAGGUCAGCCGUGGAAAUUUAGUCCUUUCAAUAUCAUCAACGCUAUUCUCACAUUCUUCGGACUUUACUUCGUAUCACUCUUCUCGUUUGAUCCCUAUAAAGCGGCUGAAAGGUCACAAUUCAAUCUCAAUAAUCCGAGGGCACCGCCGGCGCCGGUCGGUAUUAAGGGGCAGAAAGUUGGAGGACAAGGCGGUUCUGCUCGGCCUAGUGGGGGGGUUAGGACACUGGCCGAUCUUAGUAAGUAAACGUGGUAGCCUAAUUGAGUUCUAGGAGAAUUGCAUCUUUUAGUCAAGAAUAGAGAAUAGAGGUACUGUGGGGCGGUAGAAAGAACUACCGGGAUUAAACCCAGUAUUACCCAGUAUAACUGAACCCCGCUUGUACACAUAGAAACUUAGCUAGAACAACCUCUUAUGUGAAUGAAAUUGUCCCGUUACAGUACCUUUCCCUUACCCU